Messenger RNA from Penicillium maclennaniae, 2361 nucleotides. RefSeq names its product ATP-binding cassette permease mdr2 (gene mdr2). Gene Ontology annotation, molecular function: ABC-type oligopeptide transporter activity; ATP hydrolysis activity; ATP binding. Gene Ontology annotation, biological process: transmembrane transport. The transcript is spliced from 3 exons. The record is from RefSeq and is a predicted model, not a curated record. Bases 1 to 2361 code for a protein of 786 amino acids. Gene Ontology annotation, cellular component: membrane. NCBI's taxonomy places the organism in Eukaryota, Fungi, Ascomycota, Eurotiomycetes, Eurotiales, Aspergillaceae.
AUGCGCAGUCUCCGACUGCCGGCCUGGGCUCCGGGCGUCAGCCCUCGACCGAUUUCAAGGACGCAAAGCGCCAUCCUGCACGACUCGUUUUCGCAGGUAACCCGAUUCUCGUACCGCGCUGGCGACUUCAUCGGUAACGGUCGACUAUACUCAACCGCCUCCGGAACUCUUCGCAACCACGCCAUCUCGUUCCGCUCAGCCGAGGCUCCUACCCUGCUUCGCCAGAAGAGCCCUCAAUACAGCCCACACACGUCUCAGAUUGCUUCUCAAAUACGCCUGUUAUGUUCCACGCCACACUUACUCCAAGCGAAAUUGUCUAAAUCCUCGCCGAAUGACCCCGGACUUACAAACCGCUCCGAACCGGAAACAGAGGAGGAAGACAAAGGGUUCGAACUGUCUGAGCGAGCCGCACAGGCUGCACAGGUCGAUCUGCGAGCCAAGCUGGCCAAAGAUGGCGUUAGUGGCAAGAAGUCUAAUUUCGCAGAGAUCUGGCGGUUAAUCAAGGUUGCGCGACCUGAAGCCAAGUGGCUCGGAUUUGCAUUCUUCUUCUUGCUGAUCUCCUCGUCCAUCACCAUGUCGAUUCCGUUUUCGAUUGGCAAGAUUAUGGACACUGCGACCAAGAGCGUCGAGGAAGGUGGUAACCAGCUGUUUGGCUUGAGCCUCCCCAUGUUCUACAGCGCUCUGGGUGGAAUCCUUCUCGUUGGAGCGGGUGCCAACUAUGGUCGUAUCAUCAUUCUCCGGAUUGUGGGUGAGCGCAUUGUCGCAAGAUUGCGCUCCAAGCUAUUCCGCCAGACAUUUGUGCAGGACGCUGAAUUUUUCGACGCUAAUCGGGUCGGAGAUCUCAUCUCCCGUCUCAGCUCUGACACUAUCAUCGUGGGCAAGAGUAUCACACAGAACUUGUCAGACGGUCUUCGUGCCGGCGUUAGUGGCGCCGCUGGUUUCGGUCUCAUGGCCUACACCAGUUUGAAACUUUCCAGUAUCUUGCUUUUGUUGCUUCCGCCAAUUGGCUUAGGUGCUCUCUUCUAUGGACGAGCUAUCCGAAAUCUUAGUCGCAAAAUCCAGAAAAACCUGGGCUCGCUCACUAAGAUUGCCGAGGAACGCCUGGGUAACGUGAAGACGAGUCAAUCCUUCGCGGGCGAGAUCCUUGAAGUCAACCGGUAUAACAAACAAGUGCGCAAGAUAUUUGACCUUGGAAAGAAGGAAUCUUUGAUCAGCGCGACCUUCUUCAGCACGACUGGAUUGAUGGGUAACAUGACAAUUCUGAGUCUUCUUUAUGUCGGAGGUGGUAUGGUUCAAUCAGGUGCCAUCAGUAUUGGAGAAUUGACAUCAUUCCUGAUGUACACUGCAUAUGCUGGUUCCAGCAUGUUCGGUCUUUCCAGCUUCUACUCGGAGCUCAUGAAGGGUGUUGGUGCUGCCAGUCGACUCUUCGAGCUACAAGACCGCCAGCCGACUAUCCAUCCGACUAAGGGUCUCAAGGUGGAAUCUGCUCGUGGUCCCAUUCGCUUUGAGAACGUAUCCUUCAGCUACCCGACCCGACCUGCCGUGACCAUUUUCAAGGACUUGAACUUUGAGAUCCCCCAGGGAACCAACGUUGCGAUCGUUGGCCCCUCCGGUGGCGGCAAAUCGACUAUUGCGUCUAUUCUGCUUCGUUUCUACAGCCCUACCGCGGGUAGAGUCUUGAUAAAUGGCAAGGAUAUUAAGAGCUUCAACGCCAAGUCCCUUCGUCGCAAGAUCGGCGUGGUUUCACAGGAGCCUGUGCUUUUCUCUGGAAGCAUCGCCGAUAACAUUUCUUAUGGCCUUCCCCGCGCCACUCGCUCCGAGAUUGUCUCUGCAGCGCGCAAAGCCAACUGCCAGUUCAUCAGCGAUUUCCCUGAUGGACUCGACACUCAUGUCGGCGCUCGCGGGGCGCAGUUGUCUGGUGGACAGAAGCAGCGGAUUGCCAUUGCACGCGCUCUGAUCAAGAACCCUGAUAUCUUGAUUCUCGAUGAAGCCACAUCGGCCCUCGAUGCUGAGUCUGAAACUCUUGUCAACAGCGCGUUGGCCGCUCUCCUGCGUGGCAACAAUACGACCAUCAGCAUCGCCCAUCGCCUUUCCACCAUCAAGCGAUCGGACUCGAUCAUCGUUCUCGGCAACGACGGCACAGUCGCUGAACAGGGCAGCUACGAAGAGCUCAGCGCCCGUCCAGAUGGAGCUUUCACUAAGCUCAUGGAAUGGCAGAUGAGUGGUGGCGACACCGUUAGCCCUCCGCAGGCCCGCGCCGUGCAGCCGGAUGAACUCUACGAGUUCCAUAAAGACAUGGAGCAGGAUCUCGAAGUCGAAGAGGAAGAAUUCGAAGAGUCCAAGUCGGAGAAAAAGGAAUAG